Molecule: messenger RNA, 5332 nt
Organism: Gossypium raimondii (Peruvian cotton)
Lineage: Eukaryota; Viridiplantae; Streptophyta; Magnoliopsida; Malvales; Malvaceae
Exons: 10
Coding region: 273-5165 (1630 amino acids)
Molecular function (GO): protein binding
Source: RefSeq, a predicted model, not a curated record
AAAAAUCCCCAUUUCAAACAAAACGCAAAAAAAAAAAAAAUCGAAAUCCUGGUCGUCCUUAUCAAAAUCAGACCCAAACCUCAAGUUUUAGAAACCCUAGCCAUUUCCGCUCUUUCAUUCCCUGCAAAAUCAUUCCCUCUUCAAACACUCUCUCUCUUUUUCAAUUGAGCCAUCCGAUCUCUCUCUGUGUCGCCAUUUUCCAGAACCUUGAACGCCGCCUUUUGCCCGCUGCGAUCUCUGCCUUUUAGAUUCUAACAAUUUUCACAGUCUCGAUGGCUGACGGAAAACUCGAUCUACCUGAUGAUCUCAUGCCCUCAAAAAUCUGCUCUGACCACUUCCCUAAAGAUGAAGCUUGGGAUAGGAACUUGGAGGAGAAAGGACUGACGGGGCUACUUGAUGACAACAAAGAUCAACAAACUUCGGAGAGCAGCAUACCUCUGUCCCCACAGUGGCUUUACUCUAAAGUAGCCGAAGCAAAGACAUUAACUGUUGGAGCAUCUGGGGAUACAAAAACUCCGAAUUUGUUGCCUCAUGGAACCCCUGGCGACCCGAAUCUGAAAGAUAGUUGGCGUUUAGAUAGUUCUCAGGACAAGAAAGAAUGGAGGAGGACUGCACCUGAUCUUGAAAGCAGCCGACACUGGCGUGAAGAGGAGAGGGAAACAAGCUUACUUGGUCGAAGAGAUCGCAGAAAAGAAGAUCGUCGCACUGAUAUUUCUUCAACAAUGGAUGUUCCUGAAAAUAGGACUUUGUUGUCUUCAGAACGACGUCAAGAUGUUUGUAACCGUAGUUCAGGGCAUGAAUCUCGAAGGGACAACAAGUGGUCUUCGAGAUGGGGUCUUGAAGACAAAGAAAAGGAUUCACGAAAUGAGAAGAGGACUGAUGCUAAGAAGGAAGAUGCCCCUUCUGACAAACAAGCACUUGCCAGUGGGGGGCGCCCAGCUUCUGAGCGCGAGAAUGAUUCUCGUGAUAAAUGGAGGCCACGUCAUCGGUUGGAAUUUCAUGCAGGUGGGUCUGCUUCUUACCGCAGUGCUCCAGGAUUUGGUUUGGAGAGGGGACGAGUGGAGAGAUCAAAUGUGGGUUUUGCAGCAGGACGAGGAAGGCCAAAUUCCAAUGCAAGCCUACAAAUUGGGAGGCCACAAUCUGCUCCUGUUGUUGGAGCUCUUCCUGUGGAUAAAAACAUGACCCUUAAUGCGGGUUCCUAUCCAAGAGGAAAACUCCUUGACAUUUACCGCAAACAAAAGACUGCUCCAAAUUUUGACAACCUACCUGAUGAGAUGGAUCAUUUAUCCACAGUAACACAAAAAGAAAUUGUUGUGCCUUUGGCAUUUGUUCCUCCUGAUGCAGAGGAAAAGGCUAUCCUCAGAGAUAUAUGGAAAGGGAAAACUAUCAGCAGUGAAGUGGUCUACAACUCAUUUAUGGAUGCAAGUGAAGGAAAAGAGUGUUUCUCAGUUAACAGGAAGGAUAGUGCUGAACCUGGUGAGAAGGCUGCUGUAAACAAUAAUUUUGAGGGGAAUCAUGCUGAGACAUUUUAUGUGUCAGAUUCACAGAUGAUUAUGAGCAAGGAAAUGAAUAGUUCAAUAGAAGGUGGACAGAGAUGCAUGCCACCAUCUGAUGUAGAUGUAACCAAUGCUUUGGGGUCAGAUAGGGAGAUGGGUGGUUCCACAAAUUACAUGGAUGAAUUAAAAUCUUUUGAUAAUCGGCAAGUAGCUGAUUUGAAAAUGCAAAAGGACUCUAAUGUGAAGGACAAUGGAUCAUCCAUGAAAUUUGGAGUGGGCGAGCUUCCGGAAGAGUCAAGUUCUCUGUUUGGUUUUUCGUCACUACAGCCUAGAGUCGGCUGUAACCUGAUAAGCGUUGAGGGCAAUAUUGCUGCACAUUCACUGGAAAGUGCUAUCCCUCCUGAGGAUAUGAGCCUGUGUUAUCUUGAUCCUCAAGGGGUAAUUCAGGGACCGUAUUUGGGGAUUGACAUAAUUUCAUGGUUUGAGCAAGGUUAUUUUGGUACAGAUUUACCUGUUCGAUUGGCAAAUGCUCCUGAUGGGUCGCCUUUCCAAGAACUUGGUGAAGUCAUGCCUCACCUAAGAAUGAAUCCUGGUUCAGCCUCCAGUGUUAGUGCAGUUGCCAGAAUGCGAGUACCUGAUCGUUUUGAAGGGAGCUUGGAAGAGACCAUAUCUUCUUCUGCUUCUGCUUCUGCUCCUGCUCAGGGAUCUGCCAUUGGGCGUGAGCAGCAGCAAUCUUUUUCUCCUUUUGAGCCAUUUGGUACUAACUUUCAGUUAAGAGGGCCUUGUGAAAGUGGUCAUUCUGAGCACCAAUUUUAUGAAGAUCCAAACAUCCAUAAUUUUGCUGUUGCUCAAGCUGAUGAAAUCAUUUUUCCAGGAAGGCCUGGAAGUGCUGGUGCUGACCCUUUGAAAGUUUCUACUGAGAUGCAAGAUCCUUUGCGUCACCCUGCCAGUCAUUUAUCCAUUGCAAAUGAAUUUUCAAAAACCAAUGCACCUCAUCGAGGUGAUGAGUUGCUCCCAGAGGCUUGGUCUGAUGAUCAUAGAAGAAAUGCCGUGUUUAAUCCUAACAUUCAUCUAGGCACUACUGGUGCUAGGCCAUUAUCUCACAGGGACCAAGAACACAAUGGUUUGGACCUGGUACAGCACUUAAUGUCACAAAAGUUGCCCAAUGAACCUCUUCAAGAGAAAAAUAAUUUCUUUCAUGCCCUUCCACAUUCGACCGGAUUUGGUGUGGAGCACAUCCAUAGUUUUGAUCUGAUGCAGAGCAAGAAUCUCAAUCAUCAGCAGUCAGUCCAUCAUUCAGCUCCCCAUAUGGAACAUCUUUUGGAACUUCAAGUUGAACAGCAGCGGCAGUUAGAACUACAACGGCAGCAGCAUCAGUUGGAGCUUCAGAAGCAGCAGCAGUUGGAGCAUCAGCGGCAGCAGCAGUUGGAGCAUCAGCGGCAGCAGCAGUUGGAGCAUCAGCGGCAGCAGCAAUUGGAGCAUCAGCGGCAGCAGCAAUUGGAGCUUCAGCAGCAUCAACGUCUGUUGGAGCUUCAGCGGCAGCAGCAGUUGGAACUUCAGCAGCAUCAACGGCAGUUGGAACUUCAGCGGCAGCAGGAGCUUCGUCACCACCAAAUUGAACUGUUGCAGCAGUUGCAACAACAACAUCGACAGCAGCAGAAUUCUCAAUCUCAACAGAUUCUUCUUGAUCAAUUGCUGCAGCGUCAGAUUUCUGAUCCUGGCUAUGGUCAGGACGUAUUUGAAGCUGCUAGAGACAUCCAACUUGAUCAGGUUCAGUUACAAAGGCAUCUUCGUAGUGAAUUGCAGAAUAAUUCUCAAGCAUCAAGGCACCUGGAUCCAUCACUGGAGCAGAUCAUCCAAGCAAAGGUUAACCAGGGUGCAGUCCAAGGGCAACAGGCUGAUUUUUUGGAUUUCAUGUCGCAAGCAAAGUAUGGCAACAUGCUUCCUUCGGAGCAUCAGCUCCGUCUUCAACGAGAGCAGUUUCAAGUGCAGCAGUUAUCUAGGGCGCUGAGCCAACAAUUAGGAACGGAGGAGGAUAGACAACUUGCUGGUUCUUUGUCUGUAGAUGAAGUUGGUCAGUUUGUUAGGAAUCCUGGCAUUCAUCCCCAGGCUCAAUCAAUGGAGUUGAAUGGUUCAGAUCUUCACCAGAAGAGGCUUUCAUCUUUUGAAGAGCAAAUCAGCAAUAUUAAAAGGAAUCAUGCUUUGCGGGAGCAACAGCAGCGAGGGACUUUUGACCCCAGCCCUACAGCAUUUGCCAGGUCUGCUCAUUCUGCUGCUACUCCUGGGAUGAAAUUAGACAAUGUAAAUUCUCUAGAUAUUGCUGAACAUCUCUAUAUGCACUCUAACAACCAACUGGGUCCAUUUUCUUCUGGUAAUCACUCUUUUAGCCAACAAACUUUGGGUGAUGUGUACGCAUCUCGUCCAGAUUUAGUCUACCACUUUGGGAAAAAUGAGCAGCUAGAAAAUAGUUGGGCUGGAAAACAGAUGCAACAAUUAAAUCUUGAAGCAGAUUUGCAAAGAAGGGAGUCCGAAGUUGUUUCAAGCACUUGGGCAUCAGCUGGAGGGAUUCAUGAAAAGUCUAAGAAAGCUUUAAUGGACCUUCUUCACCAAAAACUUGGUAUUCAAUCGAGAAGGUCAUCAGAAGGAGAUUAUCAGUAUUCUACUUCAUCUUCCAGAGGCAGGGAAAGCUUUUGGCCUGUUUCUGAGCCACAAGCUUCCAGUUUUCCUUUUCCUCAUUUCUCGAAUCAAGAAGUUCACAUAAACAACUCAUAUCUGGAAGGCCCUCAAAAUUCCAAUUCAGGUGCCUUAUUGCAAGAUCAUUUGUUUGGAGUUGCUGCUAAUGGUGGUGUUAACCAGGUGGUUAACUGUGAACGAUUGCCUCAUAAAUCCAAUAUGGGUUCAUUUGCUGAAGAUCAGUCAUUGUUGUUGGGCGCUGAAGACCUGUCUUCUAGUAGUUAUGCAGAUGCUAGCUUAGUGUCAAAAUCUGCUGUGGAUAAGGAAGUGGGCGAACUGGAGGGGAAGGAGAAGAAAAAUGGAUCGAAAGGCAUGAUUUCAAGGACUGGUUCUGUGUCGGGGUUUGAGGACAAUAUUUUAGAGCAAGUAGAGAUGCCUUUGGACUGUGCUGACCUACAAAGUAUAACCCAUAUCCGUCAUUGUUCACUUAGUACCGGUGGCAAUGGCAGGUUGUACGGUAAUGGAAUUGGAUUAGAGAAAUCAGUUGAAGACCGUCCUAAUGAUAGGUUACUGUCUGGGGUGCUGAAUGGGGUUGAUAAAGUUGCACAGAUUUCAUCAUCCCAUGAUAUGUUUUCUGAUCAAAACGCAGUGCCAUUUGUGAAGCAGAAAAGCCUUACAAGUCAGGCAAAGAGGACAGUAGAAACGGAGGCAUCGGGCAAGAAAGAUGUGAGUAUGAGAAGGACCUCAUCUUAUAAUGAGGCUGUAGUGUCUGAAGCAUCAUUCAUGGAGAUUCUUAAGAAGCCGGCUCUUCAUGGGGCAGAGGUCCCCGUGUAUGGCUCUGCUUUUGAGCCACCAUCAUCUGAUGUUGCUUCACAAGCUGGACGAAGUGGCAAGAAAAAAGGGAAAAAGGGAAGACAGAUUGAUCCUGCCUUGCUUGGUUUUAAGGUUACAAGCAACCGCAUUUUGAUGGGUGAGAUCCAGCGUCUUGACGAUUAAUUUUUCUCGUUUACACGCGCCAUGUCUUGUUGUACAUUUCCUGUAAAUUUUUUUACUUCCUUUUUUUUGCUUUCUAUAGAUAAUUUUUAAUUUUGUAUAGAAUAUUCGAGGUAAUUAAUUGAUUUUUUUCCUUAAAAAUAAUAAAAUAUUUUACUUUUAGGAGGUAA